This is a messenger RNA of Solenopsis invicta (red fire ant), 1106 nucleotides long. It is a transcript of the gene Mic26-27, whose product is annotated as MICOS complex subunit MIC27. NCBI's taxonomy places the organism in Eukaryota, Metazoa, Arthropoda, Insecta, Hymenoptera, Formicidae. The record is from RefSeq and is a predicted model, not a curated record. The transcript is spliced from 6 exons. The coding region runs from base 225 to 989 and encodes 254 amino acids. Gene Ontology annotation, cellular component: MICOS complex. Gene Ontology annotation, biological process: cristae formation.
AAGUAGAUCUCUCUCUCUCUCUCUAUAUUGAGUUAGCCUUUAUCUCAGUAUUGGUUAUGUCGGUCAUGUUACGUUUUCUGCUAACAGAUCGGUUCAAAAAUUUGAUAAAAAAUUAGAAGUUUGUAUAGUUUAUUAAUGCACGACGAGCCCUAAUAUAAUAUAAUUUAUUUAUCAAAUUUUCGUACAAUUUAUAUUUUUUCAAAUUUUCACGAGAAACGUGAGCAAUGUUUUUCAAGAAAAUUUUGAUGCCGUGCGGGCUGUGCGCUGUACCUGCAGUAAAACCAGCAAAUCUGUCAGAUGACAAAAUGUCACCUUACAAUAACGAGUCAGGAGUCAAGAAACUAGUUCGACCAUCCGAACUACCUAUUUACUCCUUAGAAGACAAUUAUUCUAAGCAAAUCCCAUGCACAGAAUGUCCUCCUUCGGCUCUAGAACAAAACAUUUCUAAAAUUCGCAAGUCACUUCAAGCAGUUAUGUCAGAAUAUCAACAUUACACUGGUGUUGUCUCGGACACCAUCGAUACUGGUAUUGAACACAGCAGAUCUCUUUUAGAUUAUUUACGUGAGGAAAGUAACGUUAUGCCACGAAUGGGUGCUAUUGCUAUUGGUGGAAUAGCUGGAUUAGUGCUUGGACUUAGAGGACGCAAAUUCAAGCGAAUAAUGUAUUCUAGCGCGGGAGCUCUUACUAUGGCAGCUAUCUGCUAUCCUAAAAAGGCAGAGGAGGGAUUUGACCUGGCCAAACAUUACGUGAACGUCGGCUACAAUUUUAUUUAUGGUGUCAAACCGGGUGACAAUCGACAACUGCAAAUCACAAUGCCGGAAAUGCCGAAAAUGCCAACAUCUUUUUCGGAAAUUGUAGAUUUAGCGAUUGUCACAGGUUCAACAGUGGCUACCGCUGUUGGUAGUUUUGCUCAGAACACAUACGCAUCUUUAAGCGAUAACAAGGAGGAAAACAAAUCGACAACAAAAUUAGACACUAAGCAAGAUUAAGAGUUUUGCGAUAUACACUGUAGCAAAGAAUGUACAAAAGUUCUGUUAAUAACAUUUUAGAAAAAUGUUAUGAAUUAUUUGAAUAAUAAAUCAUACAUUACCAUAUAUAAAACUUUA